Messenger RNA from Aspergillus pseudotamarii, 1149 nucleotides. Its product is annotated as RNP domain protein. Gene Ontology annotation, molecular function: mRNA binding. The transcript has a single exon. Bases 1 to 1149 code for a protein of 382 amino acids. Lineage: Eukaryota; Fungi; Ascomycota; Eurotiomycetes; Eurotiales; Aspergillaceae. The record is from RefSeq and is a predicted model, not a curated record.
AUGUCCUUUCCGCCACCUCCAGGUCUGAAGCAAGCACCGUCUUCGCUGCCACCGCGGCCACCAAAUACAGCAUCCCCUUCCCCUGCAUCGUUUCAGCCCGCAUACUCGGCUGCGCCAUCGUAUUCGUCCGCAGGGACCAGCAAUGGAUAUGGCGGCAGCGGGCCUCGGACAGGCUACAAUGCUUUCACAGCAUUUGCACCACGCUCCGUAGCUUCUAGUCAACCUUACCGUACCAGUAGCCCCGUCGUAUCCGCUCCACCAGCCGCCUCAGCCGGAUACUCCACCCCCACUACGGCAGGCUACGGUAGCUACUAUUCGCAACCACAACAAACUUACCAAAGCGGAACCUCGUACUAUGGCUCUGCCCAGUAUAAUGAAAACACAUAUGGUCCGUCCGUGCCUCGGAUUCAGAAUCCCUUCUCCGCUCCGGGAGCUGACCAAGCAAACAAUUAUGGUAUGCGCGGGAAGAACUUUGGGCGCAAUGAAUCUGGUUUAGAUCCGGAGACAGAAGCACAGAUUGCACAAUGGCAAAGUGCCUAUGCGAACAGAGACGAAACACAGGCGACAAGCAAGGUUCCUGGCCGCCGAGACGGAUACGCGGUAUCCGGCGCCGGCUCCGGUGUCAAUACCCCCUCCGGCACCGCUACAGCAGCUACCACUCCGGCACCCGUUGCAGGCCAGGCCGAGCCGCAGACGACCGUUGCUCGGGCUGGUGGGGGGCAAACCUGGACCGACUCAACUCUUCUGGAAUGGGACCCCGCACAUUUCCGUCUUUUUGUAGGAAACCUUGCCGGCGAAGUCACGGACGAUUCAUUGCUGAAGGCGUUCGCGAAGUACACGUCCGUCCAAAAAGCCCGGGUGAUCCGCGACAAACGCACUCAGAAGAGCAAAGGGUAUGGGUUCGUCAGUUUCAGUGACGGAGAUGACUAUUUCAAAGCCGCGAGGGAAAUGCAAGGGAAGUAUAUUGGGUCCCAUCCUGUCCUACUCCGCCGCGCCACUACUGAGGUCCGUCCGGUGGCUAACGCAAAGAAUGGUAAAAAGCACGGCGGUGGAGGUGGCUCGGGGGGCGGCCACGGUGGAGGAAAAGUCAAGCAUGAUGGAAUUAGAAAGCCUGGAAAGACCAAGGGUGGGCUUAAAAUCAUCGGAUAG